UGUCAGUUUUUUAUUUAUUUAAUUUAUUUGACUUAGGCAUCAUCUGAUUCCAAUUGACAUUGGACAGCUCAGUUUUAAUAAAGAUUGGCAACAGAUUCCAACUCCUGAACUGUUUUCUCAUAUCUCAUUUGUACCAAAACACUGGACUUGUUAGAUAGAGGGUACCACAGUGGAAUAGAUGUAGAGGUAAUUACUGUACUUAAGAACUGCCAUCCAGCUGUUGUUUAGUCAGUAUCAUAGCAUGCUUCUCAGUCGUUUGGAGGAAGCACAUAUAUAAAUUAAAAUUCUGGUCUACUGGGAUUUGCUUCCUUGUUUGUUCAAAGUGAUUAAGUGUUAAAAUUUGCAACCACUAACUGAAUAAUUUCUGUUGAAAAAUGUACACACAAGUUAACUACAACUUUCUUUUUUCUUUAGGGGUCUUGGCAUCCAGUGUUGUUCUGGUUCUGUCACAACGAUCACUUUUCAAGUUUUAUAUGAUCAGCUCUGCUUUUCUGCUAGCUGCAACAUCAGUGUUGGUGAACUAUUACGCUUUUUUGCACAUAGACUUCCACAGUGCCUAUUACACAACAGCUUUUGGAGUUCAGCUCCUUCCUCAUAAAGGACCCUCCUUAUGGAUGGCACUCUCUGUCCUUCAGCUUGUCUUUGGAAUUGGCUAUGUUGCUCUCUUAAAUAUUGAGUCCAUAUAUUCUCAACUAAUCAUCCUGGAUUUAUUGAUUCCCGUUGUAGGCUUCAUCAUCGACUUACCUUUACACAUCAGGCAGAUUUUAGUCUUUACAUCAGGUUUCAUUUUGACAUUGCACAGCCUGGCUAUUUUAUUUACUAAAAUGAAAUGGUUCUACUAUUCCACAAGGUAUGUCUAUCUUCUUAUAAGGCAUAUGUAUCGCAUUUAUGGAUUACAGUUGUUGCUGGAAGAUACGUGGAAAAGGAUUCGUUUCCCAGCUGUGUUGCGUAUUUUUUGGUUAUCAAGACUCACAGUUCAAGCUGUUGUGCUGCUUUAUGUCAUCAAGGUAACUGAAACAGAUCCAAGCAUGAAAUUCUACAUGAUUUCUUGGGACAGUUUCUGGGAAUUACUUUGCAGCCUUAUUAUCAGUGGAUGUGAUUCCACUUUAACUGUGUUAGGCAUGAGUGCUGUAAUUUCAUCUGUGGCACAUUAUCUCGGGCUUGGCAUUUUGGCCUUUAUUGGCUCUACAGAUGAAGAUGACAGGAGGCUUGGUUUUGUGGCACCAGUUUUAUUUUUCAUUUUAGCCCUGCAGACUGGCUUAAGCGGGCUAAAGCCAGAGGAGAGACUAGUCCGCUUAAGUCGAAACAUGUGCCUUUUGCUUACUGCAGUCCUACAUUUUAUCCACGGGAUGACUGACCCUGUGCUCAUGUCUCUGAGUGCCUCCCACGUGUCCUCACUUCGCAGACACUUCCCUGUGCUUUUUGUCUCAGCUUGCCUCUUUCUUCUUCCAAUUUUGCUUAGCUAUAUCCUUUGGCAUCACUAUGCAUUAAAUACAUGGCUGUUUGCUGUUACAGCGUUCUGUGUGGAACUCUGCCUCAAGGUCAUUGUUUCUAUCACUGUGUAUGUAUUGUUCAUGAUAGAUGGCUACUAUAAUGUUUUAUGGGAAAAGCUGGAUGAUUAUGUCUACUAUGUUAGAUCAACAGGCAAUAUUAUUGAAUUUAUAUUUGGAGUAAUAAUGUUUGGAAAUGGUGCUUACACCAUGGUAUUUGAAUCAGGAAGCAAAAUCCGGGCUUGUAUGAUGUGUCUACAUGCCUAUUUCAACAUUUACCUGCAAGCAAAGAAUGGCUGGAAAACUUUCAUAAAUCGCAGGACAGCUGUUAAGAAAAUCAACUCCCUUCCUGAAGUCAAAGGAGAGCGACUACGUGACAUAGAUGAUGUGUGUGCAAUCUGCUACCAUGAGUUUACUACAUCUGCUCGUAUUACUCCAUGUAACCAUUAUUUCCAUGCGCUUUGCCUUCGGAAAUGGCUCUAUAUUCAGGACACUUGUCCAAUGUGCCAUCAAAAAGUUGAUAUUGAUGAGAAGGAGAAUGCAAAUCUCUCAAAUAAUAAUGCCUUCGUUGCACUCGAUGAAAAUGAACCUAAUGAAAAUCCUGCCCUGGGAGAAGCAGCUGCUGCUGAAAACGAACUAAAUAAUGACAGUACGGAGAGUGAAGAAGAGACGGAGAGCUCAGCUCAGUCUGUGCCACAGUACCCGAACAACACUCUGAACUCUGACCCUGACCUUGUGCUAGUUUAAAAUGGCAUAUCCUGAACACUGUGGGUGUUUGUGGAGUUCAGCAUUGGAAUAAAAGCUUCACUUCAUCAACUAAGCACAAGAACACUAUGUCAAAAUGUUGAAUCUGUGAAUGAGUUGUCAGUUUACUGUGAUGUGCUACUGUAAAUAUGGCUUGUAUUAAUGCUGGUCUCUUUUGCGACCACUUUAAACUUUAUGUACAUUAUUGUACAU
Molecule: messenger RNA, 2447 nt
Organism: Python bivittatus (Burmese python)
Lineage: Eukaryota; Metazoa; Chordata; Lepidosauria; Squamata; Pythonidae
Source: RefSeq, a predicted model, not a curated record